Molecule: messenger RNA, 450 nt
Organism: Auanema sp. JU1783
Lineage: Eukaryota; Metazoa; Nematoda; Chromadorea; Rhabditida; Rhabditidae
Source: the annotation of a GenBank genome assembly
AUGGCUGAUCAAUUAACUGAGGAGCAAAUUGCUGAGUUCAAGGAGGCAUUCUCCCUCUUCGAUAAGGACGGAGAUGGUACCAUCACCACCAAAGAAUUGGGAACCGUCAUGCGAUCCCUCGGACAAAACCCUACUGAAGCUGAGCUUCAGGAUAUGAUCAACGAGGUCGAUGCUGAUGGAAACGGAACUAUUGAUUUCCCCGAAUUCCUUACUAUGAUGGCUCGUAAGAUGAAAGAUACUGAUAGUGAAGAAGAAAUCCGUGAGGCUUUCAGAGUUUUUGAUAAGGACGGCAACGGAUUCAUCUCUGCUGCUGAACUUCGUCACGUCAUGACUAACUUGGGAGAGAAACUUACCGAUGAGGAAGUCGAUGAAAUGAUUCGUGAAGCUGAUAUUGAUGGAGAUGGACAAGUCAACUACGAAGAAUUCGUGACGAUGAUGACCACGAAGUAA